AUGUUUUCACAAGCUCAAUUCAAUGUUACAAUGGCUGAAGAAGACCGAUGGAAACAAUGGUAUCCAAAUAUGGAAAUGAUUGUGAAUAAUAAAGGGCCGAAACUAAUUUUUCCCGAACUCAACUUCAAUAUUACUGGAUUGGAAGAGAAAUCGAGAUAUGUUGUACUUCUUUCAAUUGAAAAAUAUGACAAUAUCAGAUAUGGAUACCGAAAUGGAAAAUGGGGACCUUCAAAAGUCCGUCAUGCAACGAAAAAAGAACAAGAAAUCAAAUAUUUCUUACAUCCAGAUGGAACAAAACUUGGAAAGGAAUUGAUGAAGGAAACUAUUAAAUUUGAUACAGUCAGGAUUACGAAUCACAAAAAAUUCAUGGACAAGGAUAAUGUGUUUUUCGUGGAAACAAUGCACAAGUAUGUUCCAGUCCUCACUGUCAAAAAUAUCACGAAUGUUGAAUCUGCAAAUCAUUCUAUGAGAAUGGAAGUAGCCCAAUUUUUCCCAGUCACAGUAUACAAUCAAGAAUCGAUCGGAAAUUGGAAAUCUAAAUUUCACAAGAACUCAACAUAUGGAAAUAGAUUGGAUGGGGGAAACAAGAGAAAGAAUACUGAUUCGAGUGAAGAGCGAACAUCAAAACGAUCAAAAAAUGAAACAGAAAUUGCUGUUUCGGAUAUCCUUCAAGUUGCCUCACAAUCAGAAAAUUAUAAUGAGUCCACGAAUUCUGGAAGGCUUCAAAAUGAGAUCAGUUCCUCUAUUCACCAGUUCCCAUCAACUUCCUAUCAAAAUCAAUAUCCACAUGCGUAUCCAACAGUCAAUACUCCACCAAUUUAUGUUCAGCAAUUCACAGCUCUAUUUGAUGAAAUCCACAAUCAAUUCGAUCCGAAAACUAAACAAAAUAGGGUUGCAAAAAAUGUUCAGUAUCUUUCAAGUGUACCACAAUUUGCGAUCAAUCAAAAGGAAAAUAUUCAUCAGAAUGCUCCAGAUUACCCAGUCUCUCAAUUUCCAAAUCAAUAUCCAUAUGGUUCCUAUCCCUAUUAUUAUCCAUAUUUUCAAUCCAGCCAACAGUUUCCACAUCUCAACUAUUCCAUGAAUAACUCUAUUUAUUCUGAUUCCUCUUUCCAGUCAUCAUUUUCUGCUGAAAAUUCAUAUUUCGAUGAAAAUGGAAAUCCUAUCCACUAUCCAUAUUAUUCUAGCAAUUAA
Molecule: messenger RNA, 1191 nt
Organism: Caenorhabditis elegans
Lineage: Eukaryota; Metazoa; Nematoda; Chromadorea; Rhabditida; Rhabditidae
Gene: tbx-39
Product: Putative T-box protein 39
Exons: 3
Coding region: 1-1191 (396 amino acids)
Biological process (GO): regulation of DNA-templated transcription; positive regulation of DNA-templated transcription; developmental process
Cellular component (GO): nucleus
Molecular function (GO): RNA polymerase II cis-regulatory region sequence-specific DNA binding; DNA-binding transcription factor activity
Source: RefSeq, marked reviewed